Mus pahari (shrew mouse) is the source of this 3975-nucleotide messenger RNA. It is a transcript of the gene Vash2, whose product is annotated as vasohibin 2. Gene Ontology annotation, biological process: regulation of angiogenesis. NCBI's taxonomy places the organism in Eukaryota, Metazoa, Chordata, Mammalia, Rodentia, Muridae. Gene Ontology annotation, cellular component: cytoplasm. The transcript is spliced from 9 exons. Bases 262 to 1329 code for a protein of 355 amino acids. The record is from RefSeq and is a predicted model, not a curated record.
CGGAACAUCGGCGGCUGCCCGGGUGACUCAGUUAUAUGUCACAGAAUAACAUUCGAGAAUGGGACAUGGAAUGAGGCGACGACCGCCUCAACCCCAUCAGCCUUCUGCAGCAAUGAGGCCGGCCCGAGGCCCGACCGGUGAGCGGGGUUCCCUUCGUGUGUCCUGCGGCUGCGAGAGUUAAAGGCCAUCCCCCCCCCCUCCGCGGGGCCCUGAUCCCCGGCGUGCCGGCAUCCUCCGCCCCCUUGCUGCGUGCCCCUCAUCAUGACCGGCUCCGCCGCCGACACUCACCGCUGCCCCCACCCCAAAAUCACCAAAGGCACCCGAUCUCGGAGCAGCCACGCGCGGCCCGUGAGCCUCGCCACCAGCGGGGGCUCCGAGGAGGAGGACAAAGACGGCGGGGUGCUGUUCCACGUGAACAAGAGCGGGUUCCCGAUCGAUAGCCACACCUGGGAGCGGAUGUGGCUGCACGUUGCCAAGGUCCACCCCAGAGGGGGAGAGAUGGUAGGCGCCAUCAGAAACGCUGCCUUCCUGGCUAAGCCUUCAAUUCCCCAGGUCCCAAACUACAGGUUGUCCAUGACGAUCCCCGACUGGCUCCAGGCCAUCCAGAAUUACAUGAAGACACUACAAUACAACCACACAGGGACCCAGUUCUUUGAAAUCAGGAAAAUGCGACCUCUGAGCGGGUUAAUGGAGACAGCGAAGGAGAUGACCCGAGAAUCCUUGCCUAUCAAAUGCCUGGAGGCAGUCAUCCUGGGCAUCUAUCUCACCAAUGGGCAACCUUCCAUUGAGCGGUUCCCUAUCAGCUUUAAAACCUACUUCUCAGGAAACUACUUUCACCAUGUCGUGCUGGGGAUUUACUGCAAUGGUUACUACGGUUCACUGGGCAUGAGCCGAAGGGCUGAGCUGAUGGACAAGCCGCUGACCUUUCGGACUCUGAGUGAUCUUGUCUUUGACUUUGAAGACUCCUAUAAGAAAUACCUGCACACGGUUAAGAAGGUCAAGAUUGGGCUGUAUGUCCCCCACGAGCCGCACAGCUUCCAGCCCAUCGAGUGGAAGCAACUUGUCCUCAAUGUCUCCAAGAUGCUGAGGGCUGACAUCAGGAAGGAGCUGGAGAAGUACGCCAGGGACAUGCGGAUGAAGAUCUUGAAACCCGCAAGUGCCCAUUCUCCAACCCAAGUGAGAAGCCGAGGAAAGUCCCUGUCUCCACGAAGGAGACAAGCAAGCCCUCCAAGGAGGCGGGGUCAAGGUGAGGACUCGCCUGCUCUGACGGAGAAGAAGGUGGCUGACCUCGGCACUCUGAACGAAGUGGGCUAUCAGAUCCGGAUCUAGCCGAGCCAGGCCGGCAAGGCUUCUAUGGUGCUCUUCUCUGCACUUUACCCAGCAGCUUCAGGAGGAACUGCAACUUGUGGAGUUUUUGAUUUUGAAGGAUUUACCUGGAGAUAGAAUCUGAGUGGGUUUUGAAAAACUCACUGGGCAGCAGGCAUGACUGGGCUGAAGUGAUGGGCAAAGCCCUGGGUUGACUGACUCCCUCACUCAGGAUCUCAAGAACAAUGCUGACUGCAGUUUUCUACUUUUCUCCAUUUGCCGACUGUUCCGCUUGCUUUGGACAUUAUGCCUCAGCUCUAGUAACCGUUUAUGGAGUUCUUCCCACUUUUUGGUACAGCAGGCAACUCAGCCAGUAUUACNGUCUCCUCAGCAAUAACAAGCAAAGAUGGGUGGGUUUUUUUUUAAGCAGUUGAUAUUACCUCAACAUUUUGGCAUCAGAUAUGCAAUCUUAGUGAGUUUUUAUAUUCCAUUUGUAUUGUUUCCUAUAGGGAUCUCAAUGGUUUGGGGGGUUUGUUUUUUUCUGGUUCACACAUGAGAUUAGAUUUAAGUUGUUAUAUGCAAAUGCUUUAGAAGCACUCAAAUUUUGGCAAUAAGGGAAAACGCUUUAGGAUCUUUGAGUCACUUUUCUUAAAGCAUCUGCUGACAGGUUUUCUUCUAACAAGCAUGUUAAGCUCUAGUUCAUGGUGUUGAUGACAUUUAAGCCUUUUCUGAGGCAAGCAAAAGGCACAAGAGAUCAUCUGCUCCCAAAAAACCGUAGCAGUGCUGAGACAUCCCAGACAGGAGGUCAGCCUUGGUUCCUAGUGGCUCCUUGUUAAUGUGUUCUGCUGUCUCACAUGAAGGCAAACAUGAUGAUGGACUGUUUUCCAGUAGCUUGUCUUUAGGUACCACUUCACGGCAUUAGGAAGUGCUGGGGGAAACCAGGACCUCAAGGAUUAAGCCUGUCUUAAAGGAAAAGUUUCAGCAGUGUUGUGCCACAAUGUUACCCAGGCCCUGAAGCAGUGUGCCUGCCUGUGGCUACUACAGCACAGCUUCUGCUUCCAGACCAUGAAGGAGGAAGCACAGCUUCGAGUCAUUUAUCUUAGUGCAGUCACCAUGCCAACUCAGGAGAACAGAGGACCAGCUCCAGCUGAGUGGCUAGCCCUGAGAGCUCAGCAUGCUACCCUCUGGCUGUGACUGCGGAGCUCAAAGUCAACCAUCCGCUUGGAGUCCACCAGGAAAACCAAGGGCCACAAGGAGGGCAAAAGCAUGUGCAAAAAACCCUCACUCCACCCUUAAGCCAGUAUUCUUAAUGAAAAGUNGUUUUCUUGGAAAAGCUUAGCGUCCUUUGGAGGACAGGACCAGGAAACUAAAACAGAGUGUAAGCUUCAAAUUCUGAACUUGAUGGCUUUCUUCAAGAAUCCUGUUACUGUAGUUCAAAGUGAGUUAUGGGGCCUCCACAUGUCCUCACGAGCUGCUACCUGUUGUCAGCCUCAGGGCAGUGUGCAUUUAAAUGUUCCAAGGAGCAAUCUGGUAAAGGAAGCCACUAGGCCAAGUGCCUGCAGCUGCCUGUGUUCAAGGACAGCUCCCAGGAACAGAACGCCAAACAGCAGGACAACCUUGUUGUGUGGCAAGGGAAAGAACAGCAGCCAGCUGUGACACUCGUCGUUUCAUCUCUUCCACAACUACUUUCUGAUUUUUAGGUUCAUUUUUCAAGGCAAGGUCACAGAAACACUUAAAAGGCUCUUUGUCACUCAAUUUUACUGCCUGUAAUUACACUAACUUCCAAAAAAAAAAAAAAAACAGAAGGAAGUCCCGAAACACCUACAUUCUUGUGCAAUAGUUUAUUGGAAUAAGGCGGCAAAAAUGAACCCAGCACAUCUGACCUCUCAGACUGACCUUUCAGCCUGGCUGUGAUGAAGAUGAAGAUGAAAACUGACUUGACAGGAACAAGCUUAUCCUAUGCACCAUGGCAAGAUGCCCUGAGCUGAAUGACAAGUUUCAAGCUGACUGCUGUUGGUUGUGCNAGGUGGCCCAGGUGUUUUCUGCACACGUGGGAACCGUGAGCACACCCCUUUCCUUGAGUCAGCUGGGUGUCCUCAGCAGACAUGAGUAAGCAAAGGGAAGCCUUUGCAGCCCUCCAGCUUACUACACAAGGCUUUCCUAGGCUAGACUUUUAUGUACAANCUUGUACAGUUUUUUUGACAUAUACUUCAGAUUCUUGUUUAUUCUCUUAGACUUUGAUCUGGCCAAUACAUUUUUAAAAAAUAUUUCUGAAGAACCGUGAUUGUUUCAGUGGUAUUUUUCUAAGUCCGUGAAGACUUGAUGGUAUUCUACAGAACACCACAAGUGCAUGCUUCAGGCUCCACUCUCUCAUCAUGUCCACACACAGCAUGGAACUGUAAUAAAACCCUUCUGGAAACUGAAGGACUUCACGAUGUUUGUUUUGUUGCUGUUUUGUCCCACUGAACAUACUGACCACUGUGUUUCCUCUUCUAGACUUUGUUAAAUAUUAUUCUAUUUUCCUGUAUGUCAAUUACUUGCCUCUUAGCCUCAUUCUGAUAAUGACUGAAAGGUAACGAAAGAGCUGAGGAAGGUGACAGGCCAAUAUCUGCAGCUCAGCACACUUAACACAAAGCCCAACAAAUGUGCAACUAUGUAUUACAGCUUACA